This is a messenger RNA of Tilletiaria anomala UBC 951, 255 nucleotides long. RefSeq lists its product as uncharacterized. The annotation marks the transcript as partial. NCBI's taxonomy places the organism in Eukaryota, Fungi, Basidiomycota, Exobasidiomycetes, Georgefischeriales, Tilletiariaceae. The record is from RefSeq and is a predicted model, not a curated record. The transcript is spliced from 2 exons.
AUGAACACAGUAAACAAGCACCCAAAAGUUAAGCUGGAACUCAUCCUGAACAGCAACAUCUAUGAAGCUGGUGGUAGCAUUUCUGGUAGACUUGAAAUGGCUUGCGCGACCAGCCAGCGCCUUCGAAUCGGAGAGAUCGCCGUCGAGCUCGAGGGAAUCGAGGAGCUUACAUCGCGAGAUCAUGCCGCUACACAAAUGUUCCUGUUCAACAGAACAAUGUUUCAAGGAGAACACCUCCCACCUUCCAACGCUGUC